Messenger RNA from Phytophthora sojae, 654 nucleotides. RefSeq lists its product as hypothetical. Lineage: Eukaryota; Oomycota; Peronosporomycetes; Peronosporales; Peronosporaceae. Bases 1 to 654 code for a protein of 217 amino acids. The transcript has a single exon. The record is from RefSeq and is a predicted model, not a curated record.
AUGGCAUGGCCGCUGGCAAUCUCUACAGCAGAGCUACUGUCCUACAGACGAAUCCAGACGAAGACGCUGUCGAUAGCGUCGAACCGCCCACCAACACGAUGCCACUUGACUCAUCCCGCUGGCAAUGUCGCGUCGCCACCAUCAACGACAGACAACCCCACGGACAAGCUGAUGCUGCCAGCCAAAGCAGCACCGCCAGAUCCAGACGCCGAGUCUGACGAAGUCCACACGCCGCCCGUCGCCGCGCCGGUCGUACUGUCCAGUCGCACCAGCACAAUCAGCCAAAGCCACGUCGUGCGAGCUGCGAGCGCACCGAUCCGUGAGCACUUGACGCCUCGCUGCCAACUACGCCGACCAACCCGCUCGACUGUGUUGAUGAGCGCCAGACCCGAUCAAGACAGCACCAGCCGGACCGGUUUCGCCAUCAGCGACUCUGUGCCACUGCUCACGGAUCUCGCGCCGCCGUCAGACACGAGAACUUGCGCCCCAGACUCGCCUCCGCCACGGACGAACAACGCAAACGGCGCGCCUCGAAGCAAGAGACUCGAGGUACAUUGGCACUGUGAUGCCGCUGACCGCUUGCCCCUCAACUACUGCUUGUUGUCUACGCUAAGCCGCCCGCGCUCGCUGUGCUACAUGUCGCCUGUGCUCUGA